This is a messenger RNA of Rotaria sp. Silwood1, 432 nucleotides long. The record is from the annotation of a GenBank genome assembly. NCBI's taxonomy places the organism in Eukaryota, Metazoa, Rotifera, Eurotatoria, Philodinida, Philodinidae.
AUGACAUCCGAAAGAAAUACUUCGAAUUGUGAACGUUUUAUACAGUCACCUGAAUUAUCAGCUAAUACUCUGUCUAUAUCAUCGACAAUUGAUGAAUACAACGAAAAUGAAUUAAGCCAACAGCUUCGGACAACAGACGUAACAGUCAAUUUAUUUGAUUGUAUGCAAUGUUACGUUAAAAUUCCUCGAUGUAAGAUUGAAGAUCACAUACCUGAUUUUAAUCUAAACAGCCAAACGAAUGUUGAUCCUGGACUACAAGAAUACCGAGAAGAACAAGAAAUAGUAUCACAAAUACAAAUAAAUCAAACGAUAUCAGAGUCUACACAAGAAGAAGAAGAAGAAGAAUACGUUCCGUUGAAUUAUAUAGACGAUUAUAAUCCAAUGAAUACUAUGAUUAUUAUUGAUUUACCAUGGCCACAAAAUACAGAAUGA